This is a messenger RNA of Daucus carota subsp. sativus, 1397 nucleotides long. RefSeq lists its product as uncharacterized. The record is from RefSeq and is a predicted model, not a curated record. The coding region runs from base 1 to 1128 and encodes 375 amino acids. NCBI's taxonomy places the organism in Eukaryota, Viridiplantae, Streptophyta, Magnoliopsida, Apiales, Apiaceae. The transcript has 5 exons.
AUGGCUGCAUAUAUGGCCCUGAAAAAAGCUCAACGGGAGCAAGAAGCCGCACAGGAAGCUGCACAGGAAGCUGCACGUGUAUUGGGGGAUGCAGAAGAAGAUGUUAAUACUCAUGAUGGCACCAUUAAAACUACUCCAGAUAAACCCAAGAGGCGUAGGGGACCUUCAAGAAUGAACCAUGUGUUCACAAGAAAAUUGGAGGAUAGACCCGUGAUUACCUUGAAUAGCAAGCUUCAGCCAGUGGCUGAAACUCGUGAAAUAAGAGCCGAGUUGAGUAGUUUUGUGGGGACACUAGCAAGGCAAUGUGUGCCACUUGAUUAUGUAAAUUGGAGCGCAGUUCCCGAGAGCCACAAAAAUGGUUGGUGGGAAUAUGUCAAGACAAAGUACAUCAUUCCUGAUGAUGGUAAGGACUGGUUACUAAGGACCAUGGCUGAGUUGUGGAGGAUUCACAAGAGCCGUGUGAAGACAGAAUAUUAUACAAAAUACGAAACUGAUGCGGAAAGGUUGCAAAACAGGCCAAAUUGGAUUCCACUAGAAAAAUUCAAAGUUCUGAUGGAAUAUUGGGGUGAUAAAAAAGUGACAAAAACGGCGAGGACAAAUGCAGAAAAUCGAAAAAAAGUCACUGACGUGCACAAUGCGGGUCGUACAAGUUUCGCACAGAUUGGUAAAGAUAUGAAAAAUAAAAAGAAGAUGCCUGAGACCCCUAGAAAAGGACAUAUCUACCCCAAAACUCGCAAGAAUCCUACUGAUCAGGUUGAUGGUGAUGCUGAAAAAAAUGUUGAGAGUGAACCGGAAGAAGUUGAACUGGACUUUCAAGGUCAUGGACCAAACUGGUUGCUUGGGAGGACUGGACUAACGAGAAAAACCAGGAAAGCUGCCAUGGAAAAGGCGAAGACAAAAUCUGCAGAAGUACUAUCAAAGUUAGCUGCUCAAAUGGAGGACAAAAUGAACAAGAAGCUGGAGAAGAUAUUGGGAAAAUUGGCUGAGCAGAAUCCAUCGCUGAAUAUCAAUGUGAAGGAGUUGUUGGCUGUUGCUUGUGUUGAGGGCGAAGGCGAGACUGCCACAGAUGGAGAGGAAGGAGUAGAGCAAGGAGUAGAGCAAGGAGUAGAGGAAGAAGCUGAUGCGUGACUUUGGAUGUGAAGAUGAUUAAACUAACUAAGAAUAUUUUGGUCUAUGCGUGUAAUUAACUUAAGAACGCACAUGUGCAAAAUUUAGCCUUUUGCUUGAACGUACUUUUGUGUUUCUCUGUUAGACUUGGUAAUGUGCUCAUGUUGGAACAGCAGUAAUAGAUAGGACUAUUGUACUGCUUGUUGGCCUUUUGGAUUGGCAAUGUUGGAUUGUGUUUUGAUAUACCAAUUAAAUUUGGUGGUUGUUAAUGAAAUGUAAAGGUCAUGCCA